GAAACUAUAAUAUACCUAACACACGUAUAUAUAUACUUAGUCGUAAGAUGGCAACAACACCGGGUGUCGCGGGUGUCAAGCAAGCAGCAAAAUAUAUAAUUGGGAAGUGCAUACCAUCUUGGAAAACAAAUGCAGUUAAAGUACAAAUUCCAAAUUUUGAGUACGAUGAAAAUUUGCACAUGCAUUUUAGAAGGCUUGACUUCUGCUAUGCACAUGAUCCAGAUAAAACAUGUAAGACUGGCGAUCUGAUUUUAAUCGAAGUUCUACCAGAAAAAAUGACAAGAUUGAUUACUCACAAGGUCGUUGAAAUUCUUUUUCCCACAGGAAACUUUGUAGACCCUAUCACAGGUAAAAAAGUGGCAGGUAGUAAGUACAGGGAUAAUAUAUGUGAAGUCAAUGAAAUGUAUGGAAAAACUGAAACUGGUUUUGACUAUAACAAAGCACCCUCUAGAGGAUCUCUGGAAGAUAAAAAAGAUUUCACACAUAAGCCAUCUUACAGAAAAUAUUAUGAAGAUCCCAACAAGCCACAACCUUAUGGCAUUUGA
Messenger RNA from Copidosoma floridanum, 545 nucleotides. It is a transcript of the gene mRpS17, whose product is annotated as mitochondrial ribosomal protein S17. Gene Ontology annotation, molecular function: structural constituent of ribosome. Gene Ontology annotation, cellular component: mitochondrial small ribosomal subunit. Lineage: Eukaryota; Metazoa; Arthropoda; Insecta; Hymenoptera; Encyrtidae. The record is from RefSeq and is a predicted model, not a curated record. Gene Ontology annotation, biological process: mitochondrial translation.